AUGUUUCCAGUUCUAGUGAUGAAUGUGGUUAAGGGGUGUACAUUUGGAGAGAAAUUGAAGAUGAGUGUGAUUCAAUCUUUUUCUUCCCGUCUAGCUGAAGCCACUGCAUGCAUAGAAAUGGAUAAGAAGUGUACAAAAGGAAAAUCAAAGAAUGCACUUUCUGAUAAUAGUGGAGAAGAUCCUCAUGCUGAUGUAGCCACUAAAUCAAAACAAAAGAGAGUGAGGUCUGAGGUCUGGGAAAAUGCGCCUGGUUCUCAAAAAAUGCCAAAGCGAACAGUUGCCUCCGCCACCUCCAAGCAUAAAUCAAUACGCUCGUCAGAUAAGUUCAUGAUUGUUGAAGCUAAAAGAAUUCAAGUAGUGAAAGAUGAGGAAAAAGCUAUAAGCUCGACAACUGACCAGGUUGAUAUUAAGCCAAACAGACGAUUGACAGAUUUCAUCUUUCACGAUGCAGAUGGAAAACCACAGCCUGUUGAGAUGCUAGAAGUAUAUGAUUUAUAUGUUUCUGGUCUCAUUCUGUCAUUGGAGGGAACUUCAGGCGAAGAGAAGGAUACAGGGUUCGAUGUGAAGGAUUUGGACCCAUUGAAUCUUGGGCAAUAUCUGGGUAUGAAGAUGGCUCACCUGUCAUAUGGUUCUCCACAGAUAUUGCUGAUUAUGACUGUGUUAAACCUGCCACCAGCUACAAAAAGUUGUAUGGUCUUUUCUUUGAAAAGGCUCGUGCAUGUGUUGAAAUUUAUAAAAGACUAUCAAAAUUUUCCGGAGGCAAUCCUGACCUUUGUGCGGAUGAGCUACUUGCAGCGGUUGUCCGCUCACUUAGUGGGAGUAAAAUUUUCCUCGCGGAGCAUCUAUGAAACACUUAAUUAUUUCCUGGGGUGGAUUCAUAUAUAA
Molecule: messenger RNA, 885 nt
Organism: Ilex paraguariensis (yerba mate)
Lineage: Eukaryota; Viridiplantae; Streptophyta; Magnoliopsida; Aquifoliales; Aquifoliaceae
Source: the annotation of a GenBank genome assembly